Pteronotus mesoamericanus is the source of this 4650-nucleotide messenger RNA. It is a transcript of the gene PGM2, whose product is annotated as phosphoglucomutase 2. The transcript is spliced from 14 exons. Gene Ontology annotation, cellular component: nucleus. The coding region runs from base 34 to 1878 and encodes 614 amino acids. Lineage: Eukaryota; Metazoa; Chordata; Mammalia; Chiroptera; Mormoopidae. The record is from RefSeq and is a predicted model, not a curated record. Gene Ontology annotation, biological process: carbohydrate metabolic process; purine ribonucleoside salvage. Gene Ontology annotation, molecular function: phosphopentomutase activity; magnesium ion binding.
CCCGCUUCCUGAGUCGGUGGUGACAGCGUAGGGAUGGCGGCGGCGGCUAAAGGGGCCUGUGGCUCGGGCGCGGACACUCGGCUGGACCAGGAGUCAGCCCGGUGGCUUCGGUGGGACAAGAAUCCUUUAACUUUGGAGUCAGUGAAACAACUGAUUGCAGAAGGCAAUAAAGAAGAACUGCAGAAAUGUUUCGGGGCCCGCAUGGAGUUUGGGACAGCCGGCCUCCGAGCUGCUAUGGGAGCGGGGAUUUCUCGGAUGAACGACUUGACCAUCAUCCAGACCACACAGGGAUUUUGCAGAUAUCUUGAAAAACAAUUCAGUGACCUUAAGCAAAGAGGUGUCGUGAUCAGCUUUGACGCUCGAGCUCACCCAGCAAGUGGAGGCAGCAGCAGAAGAUUUGCCCGACUUGCUGCAACCACAUUUAUCACUCAGGGGAUUCCUGUGCACCUGUUUUCUGAUAUUACCCCCACUCCUUUUGUGCCUUACACGGUAUCUCAUUUGAAACUUUGUGCUGGAAUCAUGAUCACGGCCUCCCACAAUCCAAAGCAGGAUAAUGGUUAUAAGGUCUAUUGGGAUAAUGGAGCUCAGAUCAUCUCUCCUCAUGAUAAAGGGAUUUCUCAAGCUAUUGAAGAGAAUCUAGAGCCCUGGCCUCAAGCUUGGGAUGAUUCCUUAAUCGAUGGCAGCCCCCUUCUUCACGAUCCAAGUGCUUCCAUCGACAAGGACUACUAUGAAGACCUUAAAAAAUACUGUUUUCACAGGAGUGUGAACAAGGAGACCAAGCUGAAGUUCGUGCACACCUCUGUCCAUGGCGUGGGUCACCGCUUCGUGCAGUCGGCUUUCAGGGCUUUUGACUUCGUUCCUCCCGAGGCUGUUCCCGAACAGAAAGAUCCAGACCCUGAGUUCCCAACCGUGAAAUACCCAAAUCCCGAAGAGGGUAAAGGUGUCUUGACUUUAUCCUUUGCUUUGGCUGACAAAGUCAAGGCCAGAAUCAUUUUAGCAAAUGACCCAGAUGCUGAUAGACUUGCUGUGGCAGAAAAGCAAGACAGUGGUGAAUGGAGAGUGUUUUCAGGCAAUGAGUUGGGGGCCCUCUUGGGCUGGUGGCUCUUUACUUCUUGGAAAGAAAAGAACCAAGAUCACAGUGCCCUCAAAGACACGUACAUGUUGUCCAGCACCGUCUCCUCCAAAAUCCUGCGGGCCAUUGCCUUAAAGGAGGGUUUUCACUUUGAGGAAACACUAACUGGCUUUAAGUGGAUGGGAAACCGAGCCAAACAGCUAAUAGACCAGGGGAAAAAUGUCUUAUUUGCAUUUGAAGAAGCAAUCGGAUACAUGUGCUGCCCUUUUGUUUUGGACAAAGAUGGAGUCAGCGCUGCUGUCAUAAGCGCAGAGUUGGCUAGCUUUCUAGCAACCAAAAAUUUGUCUUUGUCUCAGCAGCUAAAGGCCAUCUAUGUUGAGUAUGGUUACCAUAUUACCAAAGCUUCAUAUUUUAUCUGCCAUGAUCAAAACACCAUUAAAAAAUUAUUUGAAAACCUUAGAAACUAUGAUGGGAAGAAUAAUUAUCCGAAAACUUGUGGCAAAUUUGAAAUCUCUGGCAUCAGGGACCUCACCACCGGCUAUGAUGACCGCCAGCCUGAUAAAAAAGCUGUUCUCCCUACUAGUAAAAGCAGCCAAAUGAUCACCUUCACCUUUGUUAAUGGCUGCGUGGCCACCAUGCGGACCAGUGGGACAGAGCCCAAAAUCAAGUACUACACGGAACUGUGUGCCCCGCCUGGGAACAGUGAUCCUGAGCAGCUGAAGAAAGAACUAAAUGAACUAGUCGCUGCUAUUGAAGAAUAUUUUUUCCAGCCACAAAAAUAUAACCUGCAGGCAAAGGCAGAGUGAAAUAUUUCAGCCUUGGGCACAAUUACAUUUACCUACAAUUAAGCGCAACUUGAUUUGUUAAGCAUUAUUUGUGAGGGCCAACAUAAAUACAAGUAUUUAUGUUUUUUUAAUAGACUUAGGUUCCUCAUUGUUUUAUGUUUGAUCUUUAAUGAAAAAGAAGAAAAGAUGAGCAAGCCUAACUAACCAACAUUCCUAUUAAAAUGUUGAGACUUGGCAUUAUCAGAAUUUUUUAAAAUGAAGAUAUAAAAAAUGUUAUGAAUGUGCUUUGAUUAGAAAAAUAACAAAUAUAUGUUUUCUCUAUAAUUCUUUUUAUGAAUAAUUGAAAUAGCAAGGAAGCCUAUACAGUUAUUAAAUUGGGGGCUGUCCUUUGUUGUAUACCUGCACUGUUACCUAUGCAGGCAUACCUCAUUUUACUGUGCUUUGCUUUUUUGAGCUUCACAGGUGUUGUGUUUUUUACAAACUGAAGGCAAGACCUUCUCCCAGCAAAAAGAUUAUGACUCACUUUAUUGCGAUACUUGCUUUAUUGUGGUGGUCUGGAGCUGAACUCGCGAUAUCUCUGAGGUAUUCCUGUAUGUGUAUGGGGUGGGCAAAAGUAGGUUCACAGUUAACAGUUAUUUGUAUGAAACAUAAUACAAUGAGUAACAAAUAAUAAUCCAAGAAUAAAUUUUGUGUUUCAUGUACUCACAACUGUAAACCUACUUUGGACCACUCUGUGUUUACAUUUCUAUCACCUGCUUAUAAAAUAAAAUAAAUGAACAGAUCAAAUGUUGUGUUCUUGUUUAGGGACAAUAUAACUUAUUGAAAUCUGUAAAAAGGAGCAAAAUAUACUUUAAAAAAAUAAAGUGGGUUUUUUUUUUAUCUAAACCCUUUUAGUUCUAAUAAUACACCAUUAUACAUCGUACAUGUGCUAGGAAAAAAACAGCUUAACCAUCUUUGUUUAAAUGCAUUAGCACUCAUUUUGUCUGUUUAAAUCUUGAAUCAAACAAUUGGUUAUUUGAAACUUGCAAAGUACUUCAUUGUACAAUUUUUCGCUCCAGCGCAAUUGAAUUCUUGUUUUCAGGCACCAAGAACGAUAAAUAACUGUCUACCUGACUUUGAUAUUUUUUGCCGUGUUUGUUCAUAUUCAAAAUCUAAAACCAGGAUUUUCUAUAACAGAUUGUAUUUUUCAGGUUUAUUAUUUUAGUCUGUGCCUUCUACCCUCCUCAUAACUGUUGACUUUGUAACCUUCCAAAACGACUCCCAUUGAGUGAGUGCUCUUGAGGCAAAGCCAAGCUGUUCUUUCUGUACUUUAUACAUUUCAUGUGAUUUUCUAUUUUUAAAGCAAAUGAUUGCCCAUUAUUAUUAUUGUUAACCUAAAUGGUUAUGAAGUGUUUCAGAACAAUGAGAAAUGAUAAUACUGUUGACAGUCACUUUUCUAAAGUAAAGGAAAAAUGGUUUUAUGUCUUAGUCAUACAUAGCUUGUAUACCACCAGAACUCUUAAAUCCACAAUAUUCAAUAGAUUCUAUCAGCCACUUCAAUGCAGAAGCUCUAUGGAUUUUGGGUUAUAAUGUCUUGAACUAUCAAACUGUACUCUGGAAAAAAAGAAGCGGUGGAUCUGUGUCCUCUCUGGUUUUCUGAGCAUGUAAACUAUCCUAUCACAGAGUUUGUUCUGAAAAUACAGAAGUGAUUGAGCUCCAGUUCUCCUGGAGCUUAGAGUCUAAUUGGAGGCUAGUAAAUAACUGUCGUACCUACCAAUUCUGUAAUAGAAUUUUGCGAAGCACUCAGAGGUCAGACGCGGGUGAGAGAGUCAUUCCGCUGAGAGACGGCUUCUCCCAGGAGGGAUGUUGAAUGAGCUGCUUCACCUUUGGAGAUGAGUAGCCUCUGAAGAUGGAGGGCAAAGUCUUCCAGGCACAGAGCACAGCAUUAACAAAGGAGCACAGGUGCUGGGAUGGGUGUGCAUUUUCAGGGCGGUGGUGGUGGGAAAACAGGACCCAGCUAUAAACCUUAGGACAUAGCCCACCCCUCUGCCACUCAGGUGCGCAGGUGAGCAGUCAGACCUACAGGAGGCUCCCCUGACUCUAUUUCUCUCUUGUAUUUCCAAGAAAUGUCACGCCAUGGAUGCCCAGGAAGUGUUUCUUGACUUUUUAUUAUGGGAAGCAGGGUAGCAUAAUUUGUGGUGCAUAAUGCUCACAGCAGAAGGCCCCUGGGUUCUAAUCUUGGUCUGCUGUAAAUCAGCUCUGUGACCCUAGUCAAGUCACUUCCCCCUCCAUCUCAAAUUUUGUUAUUUUUUAAGCUUUUUUUUUUAGUUAAGGUUCCAGGUUCACAGAAAAUUUGAGAGGAAGGUACAGAGAUAUCCCCUAUAUAGGCAUAGCUCCCCUAUCACCGACAUCUCCCACCAGGGUGGUGCGUUCAUUGCUACUGAACCUUCCCACGUUGACACCUCAUCGCCUCAACUGUAGAGACAACAAAGAGAUCGUUGGUGGCCGGAGAUUAGUGAGGAGAGAGGAAUGAUUAAGCAGAGCAUGGAGAAUUUUUAGGGCAGUAAAAGAAAAUUCUCUGUAUGAUGUUGUAAUAGUGAAUGUAUGUCUAUACCUUUGUCCAGCUCCACAGAAUGUACAGCACUAAGAGCAAACCCUAAUAUAAACUGUAGACUUUGGGUGAAAAUUCUGUCAUUUUUUUAAAAUGUAAAGAUGCUACUAAGUGUCCUCCAAGGUGAUUUUGUGCCGCAGGCCCUUACAUUCUGUGAAAGUCCAAUAAGAGCACUAUCAGCAACAAUAAAUCAUUGGCAAUUC